Solea senegalensis (Senegalese sole) is the source of this 2280-nucleotide messenger RNA. Its product is annotated as LHFPL tetraspan subfamily member 3 protein. Gene Ontology annotation, biological process: sensory perception of sound. The coding region runs from base 498 to 1199 and encodes 233 amino acids. The record is from RefSeq and is a predicted model, not a curated record. Lineage: Eukaryota; Metazoa; Chordata; Actinopteri; Pleuronectiformes; Soleidae. The transcript has 4 exons. Gene Ontology annotation, cellular component: plasma membrane.
CGGGAUUAGAGGAUGUGGGCUGGUCCUGUAAUAAAAUCCUGCUCGGCUCUGCUCAAACUCUGAUUCAGCUGCUGCUGCUGCUGCUGCUGCUGCCGAACACACGGAGGGUGUCAGCGUUUCACAGACACGAGCCUGUGCGUCCGUGGGAGAACAAUCACGGAAAAGACACGGUUGAUCGGUAAUUAGACGAGGACUAAUGCGGGACAAAUCCACGGGCUUCCUCUGGGUGGGUGGAUGGAUGGAUGGCGCGUGAAGCACCGCGAGCGCACCUGCAGAGUGAGGAGUAAAAACCGGAGGAGAGGUUGUCAUGGAAACAUGAGAGCGGCGAUGCUGUGACCACUGGACCGAAGACAGAAGGAAAAAUAAACAUCCGUUUGGACAAGUUGUGCGGGACUGGAUCAAAGGCACCGCUGCGACAGAUGUUUCUUGCGUGAGGACGCGCGCGAGGUGAUCCACGAGCUGACUCCUGCAUUCACACGGACACGCACACGGAGGCUAUGGUCCCCGGGGCCCCCGGCAUCGCCACCACCACCACCACCACUAUGCUUCCAGCAUCCGAGGCUGCCAAGAUCUACCAGACCAACUACGUGCGCAACUCCCGCGCCAUCGGCGUCCUGUGGGCCAUCUUCACCAUCCUCUUCGCCAUCGUCAACGUGGUGUGCUUCAUCCAGCCCUACUGGAUCGGGGACGGCGCGGACACCCCGCAGGCGGGCUACUUCGGUCUGUUCCACUACUGCAUCGGUAACGGGCUGUCCCGAGAGCUGACGUGUCAGGGCAGCUUCACGGAGUUCGGCAGCAUCCCGUCCAGCGCCUUCAAGGCCGCCUCCUUCUUCAUCGGCAUGUCCAUGGCGCUCGUGCUCUCCUGCAUCGGCUGCUUCGCGCUCUUCUUCUUCUGCGGCACCGGCACCGUGUACAAGAUCUGCGGCUGGAUGCAGCUGGCUGCAGGCACGUGUCUGAUCCUCGGCUGCAUGAUCUACCCCGACGGCUGGGACAGCGACGAGGUGAAGAGGAUGUGCGGCGAGCAGACGGACAAGUACACGCUGGGCGCCUGCUCGGUGCGCUGGGCCUACAUCCUGGCCAUCAUGGGCAUCAUGGACGCUCUCAUCCUCUCCUUCCUCGCCUUCGUCCUGGGAAACCGCCAAGACAGCCUGAUGUCUGAGGAGCUGCUGGGAGAAAAGACCGGGAACAACGCCAUCUGACUUAAAGACGGAGGAAAAACAGUCACACAGGUCUUUCUGCCGAGAUGUGACACGUUACUCCAGGACACAGCUUCUCUCUCCUCGUCCGUCUUGUGGAUGCAGAGCUGAUGUGUCCAUAGAAGAAUUAAACUUCUCCAGAGGAGGUCGUCGUCGUCGUCGUCUGGACAAAGAUGACCUCACGGCCGUGUGGAGGUGACCGGGACGACCUCACGUCCUCCAUAAAAAACACCCUUGGAACAAAAAAAGAAUUCUCUGAAUUGACCUGUUGGUCUGAACCGCUGGGCGUGUCCGUGUGAGGAAGGCUGCCGUCGUUCAGCUUCAGUGUGUGUGUGUGUGUGUGUGUGGGUAACAAAAGAAGAAGAGUGACAUCAACACAAACAUGUGAAGACAUUUCUGGACUGUACAAACAAACUGGAAGGACAGUGACGUCUCCUUCUUAUUCAGUGUUUGAUGUGACAAAAACCAGACGUCAGAGGUUUUAAUGGGGACGUUUUUGUAUAUAAGAAAUACAAACUUCACUAGAAUAACUAGAUAAAAAAACAACACUAUUAUCUGUGUACAGCUAUAUGUUGAUUAUGUCCCACGUGUGUCGUCUUAUGGACUCAUAUUAGUGUGUGUGUGUGUGUGCCAUUACUGUAAUCUGUAAUCUGACGCUGUUGUGAUGUAAAAACGGCCACAAGAAGCUCAUUUGAACCUGAAAUGUUCAGAUGAAGUUUGUCUCUUUUUUCAUUAUCUGACAAAACUUCAAAUGAAACUAAAACAAUAUUCUAAAAUGUCACUCAAAGUGGUCUUAUUCACUAGCUAGAGACUGUUAGCCUGGUUUAAGCUAACAGUCGUCUAACUUCUAUUAAAAUUAUUGUUACUGAAAAGAAUUUGAAGACUAUUUGACUGUUAGCUUAAAAAAGGGAGUUGAAUCAAAAUUGAACAAAGUUAUCACAAUCAUUUGUUUGCUAGCUGCACGAUAAUAGCUUAAUUAGCAUAGGUUUGAGGCUACAGCUAAAAGAACACCCUGUCAAAAUACAUUAAACUGUAAAUGUGACUUUAAAAACAUAAAAUUGACACCUUUUGUGCUAAAAUGUCA